GCCUGGGCCGUGGAUAAAGGCUGCCCAGGUGCUGGGGCUCCUCUUCGCUGGCCUCAUUCCUUGCCCGGAGCAGCUCCCUCCUGCUGCUGGACUCGACUGCCAGCGCUCGGCCGCGAUGAUGCACCAACGUUUCCUUUUCAUUCUCUUCCUUUCCUUCCAUCUCCAUGAAUGCGAAGAUCAAAUCCCGGGUGGAGAUCCCUAUGAAAUGCCCAAAGACUACCAGGAGGUCUACAGAGGGUCAAAGAAUGAUGUCAAAGAGAUCCCAAAGAUUGCAAAGCCUUUCAUUUCUGAGAUGAUCUUUGUGCAAACCAGCAUCACCACUAUUAGGAAAGGUGCCUUCAUGUACAUGCCCAACCUGAUCAAGAUUUUGUUUAUUGGCAACAAAAUCAAGGCAGUUGAACCUGGAGCCUUUGACAAUUUGGACAAGCUGAGGGACUUGGACAUCUCUGGUGCCUCUUUAGAAGAACUAUCUGUGGGCACUUUCCAAAACCUCCCAUGCUUGCAGAGGCUGGAGCUGAGAGACAGCCAGCUCAGAUACAUCCCCAAAGGCCUGUUUGAUGGGCUGGAACAGCUGGGAGAGCUCUCCCUGCACAGCAAUGCCAUCUCUUCCCUUCCAGAAGGCAUUUUUGAUUCUCUUGUCAAUCUAACAUUUUUGGACCUGGCCAGAAACAAGAUCAAGGCUCUUCCUGAGGAUGCUUUCAGCAAACUUCCCCAGCUGCAGGUCCUCCGGCUGUAUGAGAAUGAGCUGCAGGACCUCCCAGCAGGGCUGCUGAACAGUCAGCCAGGACUGCUGGAGCUUAACCUUCAGAGCAACAGGCUCAAAGCGCUGCCACCCAUGCUCCUGAGGAGCUUGCCUCACUUGGAGAAGCUCCUCUUGGACAACAACUUCAUCAGGGUUCUCCCACCUGAGGGCUUUUUUGGUUUGAACAGAUUGAAGCUGUUGACUUUGGAUUCAAACAACAUCACAGAGCUCCCCUGCUGCCUUUUUGAUACCAUGCCACACUUGCGGGAGCUGGACCUGGGCAGGAACAGUCUGGCCACACUUCCAGAUGGCAUCUUUGUCAAUCUCACCUCUCUUGGGAAGCUCAUCUUGUCCCAUAAUCAACUAGCAGCCUUGCCAAGAGGAACCUUCACUGGGCUCAGCAAGCUCUCGGACCUCCAGCUGGAUACAAAUCAGCUUUCUGCUCUGGAUUGUGAAGUCUUUGCUUCUCUCCCAAACCUGAAAACCCUCAACCUUCGGAAGAAUCAGCUGGAGAGUGUCCCCCGAGGGCUCCUGGACCCCCUGAAGAAGCUCAACUCAGUGUAUCUGAGUGGCAACCCAUGGAGAUGUGACUGUAACCUCUGCUACCUGCACAGCUGGGUCAUGGACAGCAGUGAGAAGGUCAAAUUGUCCACCCAAGUGUCAUGCAAGAGUCCACCCCACCUGGCAGGGCAAUCAGUGUUAUCACUGAGAGAUGACCACUUAAUUUGUCCAGCUACUCUGCCUGUUUCAGCUUCUUUAACCCCAUCUCUGCCAUUCACAUCCACAUCAUCACAAGGGAUGUCAACCUUGCUCUCAUCUGGACCCUUGCCCACUGCAGUGCCAACCACACUGCCAUCAAUAGCGUUUCCAGUCACAACACUGCCAACCAUGCUGUCUCCUGUGGCCACCUCUGCUGUGUUGCCAACCAUGACAACAGAGGCCUUCUUCACUGCUCAAUCACCAACCAUGCCAUCUAAGGUCUCCAUUGCCAUCCCUUCAUCAGCUGUGCUGCCAAAGCUCUCCAUCACCACCACAUCACCAGCUGUGCUGCCCCAGACCUCCAUCACCACAUCAUCAUUAACAAUGCUGCCAAAGGCCUCCAUCACUACUCCAUCAUCAGCCAUGCCAUCUAAGGUCUCCAUUGCCAUUCCUUCAUCAGCUGCACUGCCCCAGACCUCCAUCACCACAUCAUCAUUAACAAUGCUGCCAAAGGCCUCCGUCACUACUCCAUCAUCAGCCAUGCCAUCUAAGGCCUCCAUUGCCAUCCCUUCAUCAGCUGUGCUGCCAAAGGUCCCCAUCACCACCACAUCACCAGCUGUGCUGCCACCGACCUCCAUCACCACAUCAUCAUUAACAAUGCUGCCAAAGGCCUCCAUCACUACUCCAUCAUCAGCCAUGCCAUCUAAGGUCUCCAUUGCCAUCCCUUCAUCAGCUGUGCUGCCAAAGGUCUUCAUCACCACCACGUCACCAGCUGUGCUGCCUAAGUCCUCCAUCACCACAUCAUCAUUAACAAUGCUGCCAAAGACCUCUGUCACUACUCCAUCACCACCUGUGCUGCCUAAGAAGUCCAUCACCACACCAUCACCAAUCGUGUUGCCUGAGACCUCUACCACCGCUCCAUCACCAGCUGUGCUCCCUGAGGCCUCCAUCACCACCCUAUUAACAGCUGUGCUGCCAGAGAGCUCCUUCGACACACCAUCAUCAACUGUUCUACCAAAGGCCUCCGUUGCCAGCUCAUCAUCACCCAUACUGCCCAAGGCUUCUGUCACCACCCCACUGUCAGUUGUGCCACAGAAGGCAUUUAGCCUUCGUCCUUCUUCAUCCAUCAUAAGCCUAGAGCCUCCUGGGGCCACCAGCCCAGAGCCUGCUCUGUCCACUCUAGCUUCUGCCACUACACCAGUGCCAACCAGCCUGCUGGCAGCCUCCACCAGACAAGGGACUCUUGCUCUUCCAGUGCCCACAGAGACGCCAGGCACCAUCCCAUGGGGAACACCCAGCAUCUCCCUUACCUCAGCCCCCACCACGACACCACCCUGCAGGGAUGCUGUGACAGAUGUGAUGCCACUGGGAUCACGCUCCCCAUCCCACCAUGAUUCUGUGCCAAGCAGGGAGUGCGAUCAUGCCACCACAUGGGGCUCAUUCACAUUUGACACACAGCCUAUGCCCACUGCCUCCCAACACACUUCUACUCCUCCAGGCACCAUCGAGAUCCCAACGUCUCCUGUCCCCCUGUCACCAGACCCCACAAGCCUCUGGCCAGCAUCCUCACCCCUGGCCCCUGGCAGCCGUCAGACCUGGGGCUUCACCUUGCCACUCAGCCCACGGCACUGCAGGGCCUGGCUGGUGCUGGGCCUGGCCUCACUGGCACUGCAGGCUCUUCGGCUGCUCCUUGAAGUGCUGCUGACGGCUGUGAAAUACGGGAGGCAAGUGUGGGGCAGCGCAUCUGGGUGGGAUGGAACAAGCAGCUCCGGGGCUGGGGCUGGCACGACAGCAUACAAGGUGUACGACUCUCUGCCGAGGACCAAGGGAGCUAACCACUAG
This is a messenger RNA of Pogoniulus pusillus (Red-fronted tinkerbird), 3283 nucleotides long. Its product is annotated as mucin-2-like. Gene Ontology annotation, molecular function: protein binding. The transcript has 4 exons. The coding region runs from base 116 to 3283 and encodes 1055 amino acids. The record is from RefSeq and is a predicted model, not a curated record. Lineage: Eukaryota; Metazoa; Chordata; Aves; Piciformes; Lybiidae.